GUAAAACACUUUAACAAGUUUCGAAACACUUUUACAAGUUUUUUACGAAAAUUACAUUUUAGAAAAAACUUUUGCAAGUUCCGGAACAAAAUAACAUCUUAGAAAACAUUUUUGCAAGUUCAAAAAAACAUUUUUGCAAGUUCAAAAAAACAUUUUUGCAAGUUCAUUUUUCUUACGGAAAGGGAAUGCCCAAGCUCAGAGGUUGAGCCGGAAAUGACAAGGAAAGCGCGCGAAUUCUAGUUUUCACCCAUUGAAGAUGGACGGCGACGGCGACAGAGUCGCGUUUUGUCCGUUUUGUGGUAAGCACAUCAGCCAACUAUCACGGUUUUGUUUCUCGUGUGGCCGGUCCCUCGAGUUUCUGACGGAAGGACCAAACAAACCGGCAACCUCUGCACAGCCGGAUAAUGCAAAGCAAACAGGAAAACCUUGCCCAUCAUUCAAACAAUUUGUCGACUACAGAAGCGCGAAGACUAAAGAACGCGAGGGGUUUAAUUACGGGUCGAGAGGGAAACAUAGCUACAAGAAGACUACAGAAAGGAAACCGGUCCAGAUAAACAUUGGAUUGAUGGUGUGGAUUGGAACGGAGGUAAAACCUCUAAGAGGGAAAAUGCUUCCAGUAUUUGUUGACCCAGAGAUAGCAGCACCAGAAUUGCUCAAACAAGCUGUCCAGAAGAUGACAAAAUUUAAUAAGGACGUGCAAGACGGAAAGUACAUCCUUUUGUAUCCGGACCGGUCAGAGGUGGUCCAUCUGCCUGGAUCCGAAAGGCCAUUCAAAUUGGCCGAGUACAAAAAGGAGCUUGGAAGGCCAUAUGGCAGGAUCACCCUCUUCAUUUGCCUUGAAACUGAUUUUAAAGGAGUAGCGGAUGAUACUUCAGAGUCGGAUUCUGAAAUUGACAUCCCAUCAAGGAGCACAGUCGAAUUUAAUCGAGCUGACACAGUGGUUUUUGAACCCCAAAACCAAAGUACUCCCAGACCUAAACCUAGAGAUGAAAGAGAUGAACCAGGACCUUCGGGAAUGGUUCCGACUGUGGUCAUAUCAGAUGCUGAGGACAUGGAUCCAACUCAGUCAGACAAGACUUGCUACAGAAAAUACACAGACCUGUAUUCACCAGGUGUUGAAGAAGAUGAGGAGCUGGUUGCAGUAGUCAGUGUGGAGAAUUUCCAAGACACAGCAGUGGAGGAGAUAGGCACUACACUUCCCUUGAUUAUAGCAAACCUGUCGCUUCUGAUCGACCACAAGAAGGUCAGCAGGUUCAACAUUUCGAGGUCCAAUAUUUGGGACGGAGCUGUCAGAGGAUUCAAGCGUUCAACGUACUCAGAAGCCUGUGACAUGCUGGUCAGGUUCACAGAUGAUGCUGGAGUUUUUGAGGAGGGCAUUGACACCGGUGGACCUAGAAGGGAGUUUUUGACCCUUCUCAUGAAACUCCUGAAAGACCGGCCUAUUUUUGAUGGUCCAGAAGGUCAUAAGUUCUUGGUCUUCAAUGCGAAUGGUAUGCAUAGGGUUAUUAGUGUGCUGUGCUAAUGGUUGGUUAAUGAUCAUCAAACAUUUACAUUUUCCCUCUGUCUUAAAGAAUAUAAUGCAUUUCAUGUUUUCAUUUUGCAAUAUGAAUUCAUUCACAGCCGUUAGGGAGGAUGAGUACUUCCUGGCAGGAAAGAUGGUCGCGGUCUCAAUAGUACAUGGAGGUCCAGGACCCCAUUUCCUGUCAGAGGGUCUUGUUCAGUAUCUUGCGGGCCAGCCCUCAUUCAAACCAUCAGUUAAUUUAAUAACUGAUGAUGAGAUAGGGAAAGCUUUACGAGAGGUGAGAAUAGCAUAAGUCUACUAUGUGGAAGGACAGAGUUUAACAUUGUUCUUGCACUGUUUUAAGACCAUGUUUACUUCCGUUACAGGAUAAGCAUACAGAAUGUAUUGUAGUAUAUGUAAUGUCGUUUUUGAUCGGGUAAGGUAAGGGUUACAGCAUGCUGUUUCUGUCACUGAAUAAAAAUGGGAAAAGAUAGUAUAUCCAGUUAUCUACUGUGGUGGUUAUGCCUCUUUAUGU
This is a messenger RNA of Anoplopoma fimbria (sablefish), 2036 nucleotides long. RefSeq lists its product as uncharacterized. NCBI's taxonomy places the organism in Eukaryota, Metazoa, Chordata, Actinopteri, Perciformes, Anoplopomatidae. The coding region runs from base 257 to 1522 and encodes 421 amino acids. The transcript has 8 exons. Gene Ontology annotation, molecular function: ubiquitin-protein transferase activity. The record is from RefSeq and is a predicted model, not a curated record.